ACGGAUUCUAUGUUGGGUUCAGGUGCUGGUGUAUGGAGCCUCCCAGACCCUGUGGACUAUAUUACUCCUAUUAACUAUGACAAAAACGAUACAGUUCAUCAUACGUCAUGGAAAAUAUAGACAUUUAUUAUUUUGUCGGAGGAUCCAUCAGUAUACGGUGUCAGAACUGUUUCAGCCUCUACAUGUUAGACCCAAAGAUGCCAUAGUGAAGGAGGAGUCAACUUCUCUCUCCCAGAAGCUGUUGGUGGACUGUGGUGUAAUAAACUGCAGGAGUAAUGGGAUGUUUGCCUUGUUACCUCUAGGCCAACGAGUCAUUACCAAGUUGAUGAAGGUUAUUGAUGAGGAGAUGAAGCUUGUUGGUGCACAGAAGAUGUUGUUACCUUUACUCACUAGUGGUCAGCUGUGGAGAGCAACAGGUCGCUGGGAAUCAACUGGUCAAGAGUUAAUGAAGGUACAAGACCGACAUAAUAAAGAUUAUGUACUAAGUCCAACCCAUGAGGAGGCAAUAACAAACUUGGUGUCAGAAGUAUAUCCACUUUCACAUCGACAACUACCCCUGAGCCUCUACCAGAUCACAAGCAAGUUUCGUGAUGAGAUGAAGCCACGCUUUGGUCUGUUAAGAUGCAAGGAAUUCAUGAUGAAAGAUCUCUACACUUUUGACAGUUCAGAGGAAGCAGCAGUUACCACCUAUAAUAAGAUAUGUGGCGCCUACGACAGAGUUUUUCAAAGAAUUGGUGUUCCGUUCUUAAAAGUUGCCGGGGACUGUGGUAACAUUGGUGGUAGUUUCUCACAUGAAUACCAUUACCAGGCGGCAAUAGGAGAAGACACUCUGCUACUUUGUGAGGCUUGUGGUGUUUCAACCAAUGCUGAGCUGGUGACGAACUCUGAUGAUGCUUCCUGUGACAAAUGUGGUAAUCACAUGACUAAGACAGCAGGAAUAGAGGUAGGACACACCUUUCUCUUGGGAACAAAGUAUUCUGGACCACUGAAAGCUUCUUACCAGAAUGAGAAGGGUAAGCCGGAGCUGCUCCAGAUGGGGUGUUACGGCCUUGGAGUCUCCCGUAUUAUGGCAGCAACAGUGGAGGUACUGUCUCAGGGGGACUGUAUCAGAUGGCCUUGGGUCCUGGCACCAUUCAAAGUCUGUUUAAUUAGUCCAAAGAAAGGAAGUAAGGAAGCGAGUGCUGUGUCUUGGGUGGCUCACUUAGCUGACGUCAUCAGUUCUAUACCAGGUUUUGAAGAUGAUGUAAUAGUAGACGACAGAGACACACUCACUAUUGGGAAACGUGUGAUGAAAGCAAAGGAAGCCGGAUACCCCUUGAUUAUUGUUGUGGGGAAGGCAGCGUGUCAAGAUAUACCGCUGUUUGAAGUUAUUAAUACUAAAAACAAUGACUCACAGAUUUUGUCACAUAAACUCUUGAGUGGAUAUUUAAGAGAAAUAUCAAGGGAACAAUGAUAUUAUUUAUAUGAAGUUUAAAUGUAUAUAGUUAAUUUUUAUACAAGUUUACAUUGAUUCUGUAUGAGGAUAGACACUGCUGGUAUAGAAAUGAUGCAAGACUAAAUUCUAUCAACAGCUUGUAAAUUUUGUUGAACAGAUGGCCAUUAUCAUAAUAUGUGGAGUCCACUUAUACUGUACUUUCAGAGGUUAACAGUUUAGGACAGUUUCCCUUCAUAUGGAAAGAGGUUAAAUGAAACACAAGUUUGGCAAGAUACCUAACAGACAACUUUUGGACAAAUACUGUGCCAUCUUGUGUAACUUCAGCAGUCAUCUGUAUUUACUGUGUUGAGUGGAUUUGUAAAGUUGUGUCAUUCCUGAACAUUGUUUAUAGUGGACAGAUGGUGGUGUGGUAGUGAAGGAAACAUGACAAUGAGUCGCAGCUUUAAUAUUGAUUUCGGGAAUAAACCUCCAUCUCCUGGUCAUAUUUCCUUUACUACCACACUACCAUCUGUCAUUUCUGUCAGUCUUUAUAUUAAUUUACAAUCAAUAAAAUUUUGUAAA
Molecule: messenger RNA, 1996 nt
Organism: Homarus americanus (American lobster)
Lineage: Eukaryota; Metazoa; Arthropoda; Malacostraca; Decapoda; Nephropidae
Gene: ProRS-m
Product: probable proline--tRNA ligase, mitochondrial
Exons: 8
Coding region: 77-1453 (458 amino acids)
Biological process (GO): prolyl-tRNA aminoacylation
Cellular component (GO): cytoplasm; mitochondrion
Molecular function (GO): proline-tRNA ligase activity; ATP binding
Source: RefSeq, a predicted model, not a curated record